GAGGUGCUCGGGAGCAAGCAGUAUUUUCGGUGCGUGCACUUCGAAGAACCAAAAGAACCCAAAUCGUUUGAAACCGAGUUUUUUGCGCGAAAUUUGCAUUUGAAAUUUUUUGAUCGAAAUUAACCAUAGCUAAGCGAAUCGUCAGACACAACAUACACAUAGCUCAUUGCUCUACAAAAAAAGAAAUUAAAUUAUUAUCAGCGAUAACGGACGGUAAAGAAUAUUCGCAUUUCUAAGUUUAAGUGAGUGGAAAAUGUCCAACCGAGCCUUAAUAGGCAAGUGCUCGCCGAUGAAAUUCUCGCAAAAGUUUGCCAAUUCAGCAGAAAACUGCAGCAACGACGACCACAGUGGUAGCAAUACCAGCAGCAGUGCUAUCACCGGAGGUGGCCAUUCGAAUGCCGCCAGUCACAGCAGCAGCAGCAGCAGCAACGGCAGCAGCAGCCAUUCCCUAUGAAUCCAGAUCGUAGUGGGGAAAAGCCGCAGGACCGCAGAACUAAAUGUGAAGCUCUAAUGUAAAACUUUUCAACCACCUCGAAACAUGAAACUAAACCUUUCGGUUCAAAAUUAACAUUUUUCGGCAAAACAAAACAAAAAACGAAAACAAAAGUAGCGACACUGUUCGAAAAUCAAAAUUUAAGCAAAAAUUGUCUCUUUGGAAAUCGCAAAAAAAAGAUAUACAAAACAAAUCAAAGCAAGUAACAACAACAACAAAAAAGUUUAUUGGAAGCAAAAUUUUCUCUCGGAGUUUGAAAGUUUUGAACAGAGCUCCUGCUUUACGCGCAAACACCAUCCAUCCAUCCAUCGAACCAAACCAAACUCGGUGCUUCAAGUACCUAUUGCACAGGUUUGAGCAGUAAAAAGCUAGAGAGCGAGUCUGGAAAUUCUGGAGUACGAGUGAAGCCGAUCGAAAUUUUUGCAAGAUCCUGCCCGAGCUCCAUCAUCGCUGAAAAGAUUUCGAUAGCUCAUCACGAGUGACGGGCCAUCAAGCGCAGCAACAGCAGCAACAACAUCUUAACACCAUUGUUCCCGCUUCAAAAACCGUCAAGCUGAAUUCUCCAAAGUCAAUCGUCAAAAUGGAUCAGCAGCAGUAUUGUCUCAAAUGGAGCAACUACUCGUCGAACCUGGCGGCGGCUUUUUCCAACCUGUUCGAUUCGGCAACCCUGACAGAUGUCACGUUGGUCUGUGGAGGAACCGUCUUCAACGCUCACAAGGUAAUCCUGGCGGCAUGUUCGAAGAACUUUGCCGACCUGUUCGAGCGGGCCCCAGUCGGCACCGGACAGAUCUGUGUGAUGCUCGAGGCAACCUCGGCGGACAACAUGCACGCUCUGCUGGAGUUUAUGUACAAAGGUGAAGUGCACGUGUCACAGAAAGCGCUGGAGAGCUUCCUAAAAGCCGCCGAGAAUUUGCAGGUCAAAGGUCUCACGACAGAGCACGGUCGGUUCGCGAGUGCCAAUGCUACCCAGUCGCAGCAGCCUGCGUUCCAUGAGUCCAACAACCUGCCCUCGCCAGCCGCUCGCCGACAGCAGCGGAAUUCACUGUCCGCCUCGUUGGAGUCGAUCAACCGGAUCGGCGGUAAGAACGAGUCCCUAGCGGGAAGCGGCGGGGGAGGUGGCGGUGCAGGAGGCGGAAGCGGAGGUACCACAACGCCCAACUUCUCGUCCUACCUGCCACCGACCUACAUGCCACAGCCGUACGAAACCACGAACCGGAAGCGUUCGAUUCGUAGUCCCUUCUAUGAGGAAACCACCCGGGGUAGUGUGCUGCGGGACGGUAAGGCCACCGGCGUCGGCAAUGACAGCCCGGUGAGUGGCAGUAAAAACUAUCGGCCCUCGAGCAGCGGUUCGUCGGCAGCACCGACGGAAGCGGACACGGUACACACGGAUCGGGAUUCACCGCACCAGUCAAAUCGCUACGAAAAUCACAGUCCCAGCACGACCCACCACGGCAACGGAAACGGACCAGUCUCAUCGAACACGUUAGAACGGGACGAUCGGAGUGAUCGGGCGCCUUCCGAGGACAAAAUCAAAAUCGAAUGCAAGGAAGGAAACGACACCGGUGCCGAGGAUCUGCGAAUGAAAUCGAAUGAAAUGCGACCGAUCCAGUCACCGCUGACGUCAUCCGCCCCGCCAACGCCGACGACACCCGUCACCUUCUUGAAAGGCGGCCUGCCCGGAGGACUGGACGGACUGACCCCCACCGUCGAUAUGAUAAGUAUGUUGAACGUCCAGCGGGAAAGUGUAACCACUGCGGACGGUUCUCUCGCUCCAGGCAAAAAGCUACAGUGUCCCCUCUGUGAUCGCCAGUACGGCUACGAAACGAACCUACGCGCCCACAUCCGCCAGCGACAUCAGGGUAUCCGUGUGCCAUGUCCCUACUGCAGUCGAACGUUCACCCGCAACAACACUGUCCGGCGACAUAUAGCCCGGGAGCACAAAACGCAGACGACGUUCAUGCCGAACCAGCUGCACAGUUAAGAUGGUUGCUGCUGAAGACAACGCUGAAAGAAAGAAACAAACGAACGACAAAACUGCCAGCAGACCAUCCGCAAUCAGAUCAUCAGAACAAUGAAGUAGAAAGCAAAACUCGCGAGCAUUGAAGCUACCAGUUCAUGGUGGCAACAAGUGAUAGGGAAAACUAAGAGCUGAAAUCCGAAAUUUAUUUCGCAAACAAACUCUGAAAUAAAUAGCAUAAUAAUUAGAGGCAAUGAGAGAACGAGAGAGAGAGAGAGAGAGUAGGAACAUGAAAUUGGCACUGCUGAAGACAAAACAGCUUAGAUGAUGGCCGGAGCGAACAAGUUCCGGCAUAUUUUGAGAUGUAUUUCGCGCUAUUCUCACUAGUGAUAUGAAAUGGUUUGAGGAAGGUGUAAUGCCGCUCUAAAAGCCAUACCAACCAAUGUUACCGGAUGCAAACCGAAUGCAAUAUUUAAGUUUUUUUUUCCCAUGCAAGCUUUUCUCCCCUGAGAUGUUUAAUCCUUUUUCAUUUUAUUUUUUUCAUUAAAGUUCCUUUGUUGUUACACAUUUGAACUGAAUUUCUUAUUUUCUGCCUAAAUCAACUCUCUGUUGCAGGGAGAGUUGGAGACUUUCUUCCACCUGUUGAUGGAGGAAAGAAAGAUAAACAUAAUCACCGCAAGUGUCAUUAUUUAAUAAUUUAAAGAAAAGUAAUAAACAUAGUUGAAGGUAUGAACAAAAGAACACGAACGUAACUGAUACAUACAGAGGCAAGUUUCAGUUUUCGCGCGCGCAAUUAAGCCACACAUAUAAGGAAAAAAAAAAUGGUCAUCUAUAUCAACGGAAGAUGCUAAUUUUCUCACACAACAGAACUAUUGAAGUAACUAAAAGUAAUAGACGAGAAAUAAAUAAUGAAUAUACACAGUACCUGCUGAGAAUAAGGAAAAAUAGAUUAAUGAAAAAUAUUUAAAUAUAAAUAUAUGGAUAAAUAUUUAAAUAUAUUGUAACGUAAGCGCGGUUGCAAGUUGAAACGGAACUAAUUGAUAAAAGAAAACACAAACACAACAAAAGACAUUUCAAUUACUAAGCAAAGCAGUGAAGGGUAAAUGUUUAAAUUGUACAAAAAAAAAAGAAAGAUACCAACCAAUCAACAAGCAUAGCAGAACAGAAACAGAUACAGAAAGAGACGUUAAGGAACUUAUUGAUUUUCAACAGAGUUAGUUUUGUUUUGUUUUACUGCAACUUUAAAGCAUUAGGAGAAUCUUAACUUUAACUGCGCAAAAUAGUAUGAAACUGGGUGCCUACUAAAAAGAGAAACUACUACUACUUUAUCCUACUACUGCAUCUACUACGACGACAGCCGCAAUAAUACCCAAUUCUAUUACCGAGUAAUAGACAAACCCCAAAAUAGGCAAAUCAAUAGAACUAGUUACUUGUUGAAUCCGAUUGAUCUCAUUUUUAAGCAAAUCUUUAACGUUACAAUAUAUAAAGACCAAUUACUCAAUCAAUAGCCAUGGUGCAUCCCUAUUAAUACUUAGGACCGUUAUCAGCAGCACAUGGCAGCAUUGCUUCGAUGCUGCCAGUUGCCUGUUUUGUUUUACACCGUUUUAGUGAUCCACUACUACAGUUAGUUCUCGGAUAGUGUUCGUUCCGUUCCCGUGAUUACAACCCCCGAUUUUUUGGCGAAAAAUACAUCUCAAAAUUUUCAGGAUAAACUGUUUACAAUACAAAACGAAACGCAGCCAUUUUUCUGUUGGUAAGAUAUAAAAAAAAAACAAACAAA
Ochlerotatus camptorhynchus is the source of this 4230-nucleotide messenger RNA. RefSeq names its product Chronologically inappropriate morphogenesis (gene chinmo). Gene Ontology annotation, molecular function: protein binding. The transcript is spliced from 9 exons. The coding region runs from base 1074 to 2474 and encodes 466 amino acids. The record is from RefSeq and is a predicted model, not a curated record. Lineage: Eukaryota; Metazoa; Arthropoda; Insecta; Diptera; Culicidae. Gene Ontology annotation, biological process: regulation of transcription by RNA polymerase II. Gene Ontology annotation, cellular component: nucleus.